AAGGGGGCGUUCAAGGCGUUCAUCAGAAACUGUCAGUGUGGAAGUGUCACGGAGUAUUUUUUUUUUUCUUUUCCUCCCUACUGUCACCUGGAAAGCGGUAGUGUGCUGUGCCCCGUAAGGUGCGUGACAAGUGUGUGUUUGGUGACCAGUAAGGAGGAAUGGCCAAGCAAAGCUGCCUCAUCGUGCUAUCUGCCUCUCCUUUAGGUGUUUCAGCACCUUCCUUCCUCCAGUGCUACAAGUUGACACAAUCUGCUUUUAACAUUGAAAUAGCUACACCAGAGGCUGCUGCUCCUGUUUUCAUCGACAAGGAUGACCAGAGUAGCCGAUGGUUGAAUGACAUAGGUGCCAAAAAUCUCCUUGAACCACGGUCAUUGAGUGAAGUUCAAGGUGGGCAGUACUCAUGUGUUGUGGUGCCUCACAGUCCUGGUGCUAGUGAAGACUUGGCUUCCUGCAAGGUGCUGGGAAAGAUCCUCACACAUUGCCUGGCAGAAAGAAAACCAGUGUGUGCAAUUGGCCUGGGGGUGUGUGCCUUGCUUUCGGCAGUGAAGGGGGAGCCACCACAGUGGGCCUUUCGGGACAUUGCUCUGACAGGGUCUUCCCUUGCUGAAGUCACCACCGCCUCCUACUUUAGUUCUUUACCACUCAUCCCCGGAGAUGCCAUCCUGGACCGAGCUGGGAUCUUCUCCACAGGUGCUCCUGCCAGCAUUCACAUUGUGGUGAAUGCUGGUGUGGUAACAGGCCAGAAUCCUCAGUCCACACUGUCAGCUGUCCAGAACAUGAUCCUCUUGGCCAACCAGAGACAAAGCAAAGGAAAAUGAUCAGACGACACAAUAAACCAGCAACAGAUUAUAAAAGUUUUCUGUCUUCCACACAUCUUCCUGGUAAUGUAUUACUACUUGCAAAAGUUAUAAGUUGACCAAUACAGACUAUAUCUUCUGGCAGACUGAGCUAGAAGCUAAGAUAUAGGCAUCAAACACACACACACACACACACACACAUAGCUCUUUUCCCGUAUGUUACAAUUAGGUAAAUACACACACACACACACACACACACACACACACACACACACACACACACACACACACACACACAUACACACACCAUACACACACACACACACACACACACACACACACACACACACACACACACACACACACACACACACACACACACACACACACACACACACACACACAGAUGAUUCUGAAGUUAAUACUCAUAGGGGUCCAGUAGAAAUGCUUCCUCUACAUUUGUUGUGAGAAACAUUGAAGUUAUUAUUUCACAUUCUAGUUACUCUGUACAGAUUCAUUAAUGACAUUCCAGAUUUGAGUGAACAAUGCUGUUUUUUAUAUACUGUAAGUUUAUUAUUUUGACAGCUUGAGUGACUUGGCAUUAUAUUAUCAGUGCAUAUUUUUUUUUAAUCAAAUGUAUAUGUUUCUUAUUUUACAAUUUUACUUAUAUAAAGAUGAAAGCUUGUUGAUUCAAACAUUUUGCUGUUCUAGAAUUGCUUUAUGAAACUGGAAAUUAUUGGAGAUAUUUGCUCAAGGAAGAUGUGGUAAUUGUCAACUGGCACACUAAAAUGUGGAUUAUAAAGCUAUCUAGAUAUGAUUAUUAACACAAUGGUGGUGUUGGUGGUGUAAUAAGAGUACACUGACACACACCAAUAUGUUGUGAAUGUUGUUAUUAUUUUCCAUGUUUCCCAGUAGAUGAUGAUGAUAAGCUAUUUGAAUGGUACAAAAAUAUAUUCAGAAGUGUUUACUUGUAGGCUGUACAUUUUCCAGGAAAUAUGUAAAGGAGGGUGAUAGAAUUUUUAUAUUAGUGAAAAUUUAUUUUUUUGGGGUUUUAUUUAUUUAUUUUUUUAUUUAUUAUUUUUUAUCUUUUGUGUGCAUAUUCAUGAACUGAUAAUUUAUUGGCAGUACUCUGAUAUAGUUAUUGGUGUGAAAACAACUGGUAAGCAGUUUCUCAAUAUCCACAUUCUCUUCAGGCAUUUAAUGGCUUAAGUUAAAACCAUUAUCAGUCAUACAGGACAUUAUCAUGAUUACAUUUUAUAGUGGAGAUACUUCCACUAUGUACUAGAUCAGCAGCUACAAUAAUUUUUACCUUCUAGUUUUGCUGCACUAAAUGUCAUGGAAAUGCUUGUCAUGAGACAACACCUCAAAUCAUCCAUUAUUUUUAUUCUUUUACAUCCACACUGACCUUGAACUUCACACUUUUAUGGUGCAGCACACUAUAGAACAGUAGGUCUUCUCUUAUUGUUUCUCUACAGCAUGUUGUUUUGUUCUGCUAUCAGCAUGUUAUAUGUGAAUAUGAGGGUAGAAGACAAGAAUGGGCUUCAGAAAGGUGGAUAUGAAGGAGAGAAAAGUGUGAGGAAAAAAAAUAACAUUAGGAUGUAUAACAUAAUAAGAGAGUCUGGAGGAAAUGGGAAGAAAUGUUCAUGGCAAGGAUGUUACUUGAUGGAAGACUGUUUCUGUGAUAUUCUUAAAUCAUCAUCAUUGUCAUCACUAUCAUCAUGAUCAUCAUUAGUAGCUUCCAUCAACCUCCUCUUCUUGUUGCCCAUCCAUUCCAGAGCAUCACUUCUUUCCAUUUGUUUUGUCAUGCCAAAGUUACUAUUCUUUUACUCUACUGAUUAUUCAUCUAUUAUCUUUGCAAUGCAUGACAUGCCCUGCCUUUUAGUCAAAAUGUCCUCAACUUUGGUCCAUUUCUAAAUAUAUGCUGAUCUAAUCUUAUUUUUAUAUAUAAUACUAAUCAUUAUUCUAUUUCCUUUACAUUCAGGACACACUGACAUUCCAUUUCAAUAUACUUUGUGAGACUGAAAAUUUAUGAUCUACAUGCUGCAAUUGCUUGAAUCCAAUAAUUAUAAACUUUUUAGUAAUAGUGAGAUUUUUUCAUAAGUAACAUUAUUUGUUUACCAAUGGCAGUCUAUUUUGCCAUUAUUCUCCUGAUUUCUUUCUUUAAUCUAGAUGAGUAGUACUAAGUUUCUGUCUUAAUGAUGUAUUCAUGGACACCUUAUUACUUCAUCCUCAACUUCACCAUACGUGUGGUCUAACAUGUCAUUACUAAAUAUCACCCUUUUUUCAUUGUUAACUUUAUUAUAAGUGUGUGUGUGUGUGUGUGUGUGUGUGUGUGUGUGUGUGUGUGUGUGUGUGUGUGUGUCAUUGCAAUCUGUUAAGUAAAUCAACAUAAUAUAUGUAUUACUUGAUGUGAGAAAAAUUUAAACCUCUAUGCUGUUUAAUGAUUAAUCUUAGAAUAUUUAAUAAAUGAUGAAUGUUCUCAUAUUAGCAGUGGCUUUAUGUGCAGGUUUUACACACACACACACACACACACACACACACACACACACACACACAC
Messenger RNA from Portunus trituberculatus (swimming crab), 3354 nucleotides. RefSeq names its product glutamine amidotransferase-like class 1 domain-containing protein 1. The transcript is spliced from 8 exons. Lineage: Eukaryota; Metazoa; Arthropoda; Malacostraca; Decapoda; Portunidae. Bases 159 to 818 code for a protein of 219 amino acids. The record is from RefSeq and is a predicted model, not a curated record.